GUAACACCUAUUAUGGCAGAUUAUUUAGAUCGGUUAAAAUAUAGAACAACAAAAACUGAUGUGCAAAUUCGAAUUGAACGUAUAACAAAUAUUGAACGUAAGAAUGAAAAAGAAAAUCCAUUUGAUAUACUUCCACCAUAUUCAAUGCGAGGUCCUAAAAGGGGUGUAGUGCUUGUAAUUAAUAAUAUAGACUUUGAGAAUAGCGAUUUGAGUAACAAACUUGAAGAACGUAAUGGUGCUGAUGUUGAUGCAGAAAAUUUAAAAAAACUAUUUGUUCAAAUGGGAUUCAUAUGGAUUUAUUGGGAAAAUCAAACUAGAAAACAAAUUAAGGAAAAUUUAAAAAAAUUUACGGACUACUCAAAUAAAACAUUAAGCGAAGUUGAUUCAUGUUUCGUAUUUGUUAUGAGCCAUGGAACUCAUGAAGAUAAAUUUUUUACAUAUGACAAUUUAAAAGUAAAAUCAACCGAUAUUUUAGAUAGAUUUGACAAUUCUAAUUGCCAACAAUUACGAGGCAAACCAAAGGUUAUAAUUUUUCAAAUGUGUAGAGGUGAAUUAGAAGAUCAACUAAUAUUAAACGAAAGGCUAUUGGCAGAGCAGUACGACGUCCCAGAAUGUCAAAUGGACAUGGAAGCUCAGAUAUUAACAACAGAUAAUACAACCAGCCCAAGGAUAUCAGACAUACUUAUUUGUUAUUCGACAAGUCCAGGGUUCAGAAGUUUCCGUGAUCCAAAAGGUUCUUGGUUUAUACGGUAUUUUUGCGAAGUAUUUAUGACUUAUUCAUGCAACAUGGACGUAGAAAAUCUUCUCAAAAUAGUGGCUAUGAAAGUGAGCAAACAAUACACGGAAUACAAUGCCCUACAAAUUCCCCGAAUUGAAAAUAUCCUUUUUCGAGAGUUUUAUUUAUACCCAUUAUCAGAAAAAACUAAUUAUGGGUUUCAUACAUGGUGGAAGCGAAAUAAAGUACUAAUAUUCCUAGGAGUUGUUAUAAUCAUAUUAAAUAUAUAUUUACUCUUGGAAACCAAAAAUACAAAAUGGCAGCUGUAAAAUGGUGAAUGAUCAAACACUUUCCUGUGUUCAAACCGUUCGUCAAAAGACAAGAUAUUGAAUUAAAUAUUGUAUGGACAUCUGUACAUCACUCCAGUAUUUGAGUCUAACCAAAACUAUUUAAGGUUGUUAUGAAGAAAAUGCCAUGCAGACUUUUCAAAAAUUCCAAAAGUCAGUUAUUCACAUAAGGAAAGUCUAGCCAAAAUUUGAAUUCAUUCUUGUUCUUAGUUUUCGUGAAAAUCUAUGUUAAAGUUACAUAUUUAGAUAGUUU
Chrysoperla carnea is the source of this 1315-nucleotide messenger RNA. RefSeq names its product caspase-6-like. The record is from RefSeq and is a predicted model, not a curated record. NCBI's taxonomy places the organism in Eukaryota, Metazoa, Arthropoda, Insecta, Neuroptera, Chrysopidae. Gene Ontology annotation, molecular function: cysteine-type endopeptidase activity. The transcript has 2 exons. Bases 13 to 1044 code for a protein of 343 amino acids. Gene Ontology annotation, biological process: proteolysis.